This is a messenger RNA of Plasmopara halstedii, 519 nucleotides long. RefSeq lists its product as uncharacterized. The record is from RefSeq and is a predicted model, not a curated record. Bases 1 to 519 code for a protein of 172 amino acids. NCBI's taxonomy places the organism in Eukaryota, Oomycota, Peronosporomycetes, Peronosporales, Peronosporaceae. The transcript has a single exon.
AUGGAUCGGCUGGAGCAGGGUGGGACUUCCGUGUGUCGAGAGCUGUUGUCGGGAAUUAGCAAACGCACUCCAGCUAAUGGUACAAUCGACGUUUUACUGUCAUCGCAGCCUCGGCAAGAAGCAGAGCGGGUGGAAGUCGGUCAACAUUCAAAUCAGCUGUUUGUACCGCGGACAUCGAACUAUACAGCUAUUGAUGCGUGGGUGACGCAGUACGGUGGAUUCCAGAUAAAAAUGCACGGCAUCAGCAAGGGCGGGGUGGCAGAUGAUUUGGCAAAACUGGGCUCGAAUGUCAACCGACUCUUCUUUUUGCUUCCGCCACUCUUUUACAAAGCUUUCACCAAGAGGACACCUCAAACCAUCGAGCGAUUUGCGAUCCUUGUUCCGUAUGCCAAACUGGUGCAAUCCACUUCAUUGAUAUCAGCUUCUCUUUCAAUGCCCACCAAGACAUUACCUAGUGAGCAAUUCGUCAUCGGUAGUGCAUCGCUCAAAAAAAAUAUUAUGAUCUCGAUAAAUAUAUAG